UUUUGAACAAUGGAAGAUCCAACAUCGGAAAGAAUUAGCUGCAGCGGCCGCAUUGGACGAUUUUUCACCCUUUACUGGCGCGUGCUAGUGCUCAUCAUUACCCCUUGCCUGGCAGCCCUAGUGUUUCUUCUGGACACCACCCCCUCUCAUCGAUGCAUGUUCGUUGUGUUGAUCAUGGCCGCGUACUGGAUCUUCGAAGCACUUCCACUGCCCAUAACGUCCAUGCUUCCGGUGGUGCUCUUUCCACUUUUGGGCAUUUUGGAAACCGAUCGCACCUGCAUGAUGUACAUGAGGGAGACGUUGCUGAUGUUUAUGGGUGGACUCUUUCUGGCCCUGGCGAUCGAGCACUGUAAUUUGCACAAACGGAUUGCACUGAAAGUGAUCUGCUCGAUUGGCUGCAGUCAGCGAAAGUUGAAUUUCGGAUUGUUGACGGUGACGAUGUUUGUGUCGAUGUGGAUCUCCAACACUGCUACGGUUGCGAUGAUGUGCCCGAUCAUGAAAGCUGUCCUGGAGGAAUUGGAAUCGCAAAGUUUAUGUCAAAUGUAUCUCAAGCCCAUAUCUGACAGCAAGGAGGAAGAUAAGCAAAGCCACGAGUUGCCGAUUCCAAGUAGAAUAACAAUUUGCUACUUCACGGGAGCGGCCUAUGCGGCCAGUAUCGGAGGUUGUGGCACAUUGCUUGGUUCGGGAACUAACCUCACCUUCAAAGGAAUCUACGAGAGUCGCUUCCCGGAAGGGAAUCCGAUCGACUUUUUCCGAUUCACAAUCUACAACAUACCGGGAAUGCUACUGGGAACCUUCUUCGUUUGGUUUUACCUGCAGGUGGUUUACAUGGGAAUGUUCAGACCUACUAGCACAGCCGCCCGGGAAUCAUCCAUCAGCAAGGAAGGACAGGCUAUCGCACAUGGCGUCAUUAUGAAUCGUUACGGCGAGCUGGGACCGAUAACGUCUCAUGAGAUAAGUGUAGCCGCACUGUUCCUCGUAUCGAUUGUACUGUUCUUUUCCAGACAGCCUGGCUUCACAACCGGGUGGGCCGAUUUGCUACCAGAGAAGAAAAUUCAAGAUGCAACUCCUGCCAUACUCACAGUGUUGGCCCUUUUUGUUUUCCCGGAAAAUUGGAAUUGGUUGAAUUUCUUCAAAAUCAAUCCAUCGUCCUUACCCACGGCACCAUCACCAAGCCUCAUAUCUUGGAAAUUCAUCAACGAUAAGACGCCGUGGAGUUUGAUUUUCCUACUUGGUGGUGGGUUUGCUCUGGCUGAAGGUGGUCGCGUUUCCGGAAUGUCUGCAAUGAUCGGUCAGGCUCUGUCAGGGCUCAAGAAUUUGCCACUGCUCCUACUGCUAUUCAUCGUUUGUUUGACCGUUCACGUAUUGACGGAGUUUGCCUCGAACGUUGCCAUUUGCAACAUUGUUCUACCCGUUUUGGCAGAGAUGUCCCUAGCGAUGGAACUUCACCCCUUGUAUCUGAUGCUUCCGGUAGCCUUAUCGUGCAGUUAUUCCUUCAUGAUGCCUGUUGGAACUCCUCCGUUGGCUCUCGUAGCUGGAUUGAGCCACAUUCGUACCAAGGAUCUGAUAAAGGCUGGUGUCGGUGUCAAGAUUAUAAUGUUGCUAAUUAUCUGUGGUAUAUUCCCAAUCUACGGACCCAUCGUUUACCCUGAAAUCAAGAGCUUCCCAGGUUGGGCUAGACCAAUGAUGAACACCAGCGAGUCGCCUUCCCACAAUGCUUCAAUUCUCAGGCUGUUGACCGAAUGAUUGAGUGAGCAGUGUCAUGUUUUCAUACAGUUGUAUA
This is a messenger RNA of Ochlerotatus camptorhynchus, 1783 nucleotides long. RefSeq names its product protein I'm not dead yet-like. Gene Ontology annotation, biological process: transmembrane transport; citrate transport. The transcript is spliced from 6 exons. Gene Ontology annotation, cellular component: membrane. Bases 10 to 1746 code for a protein of 578 amino acids. NCBI's taxonomy places the organism in Eukaryota, Metazoa, Arthropoda, Insecta, Diptera, Culicidae. The record is from RefSeq and is a predicted model, not a curated record. Gene Ontology annotation, molecular function: citrate transmembrane transporter activity; succinate transmembrane transporter activity.